GUGCCCCCACGGGCACUCUCUGGGCUUCCAGCCGCUCGGGUUCCCGCCCCGCUCUAGCCGCAGGGCCAUUCGCUCAAUGACCAAACUGGAGCCCAAUAAGAACGAGAGAAGCCGGAGGCCGUUCUCUGGAGCCGGGGCGAGUGUGCUCGCAGGCCUAUGCAAAUCGCGGAUCGGAAGGCGCUCCAAUCGGAGCGCAGUUCGGAACCCGCGGCGGCCAAUGGGAAGUCAGAAGCGACUGGGUCUUUAUUUAUAUUUGCCGGCCCCUCCCAGGUUCUGCCAGCCCUUGCCCGUUGCUGGUGCUCCCGCCGCGGGCGUGCAGCUCCCCGGGCCGCGGCCUCUGCAGCUCCCGGCGCGGAGCGAGGCUCUCUCUCCUCCCGCGAUGUCCGGCCGAGGGAAGUCGGGAGGCAAAGUCCGGGCCAAGGCCAAGUCGCGCUCGUCCCGCGCGGGGCUGCAGUUCCCCGUGGGGCGCGUCCACCGCCUUCUGCGCAAGGGCAACUACGCGGAGCGCGUGGGGGCGGGCGCGCCGGUGUACCUGGCGGCGGUGCUGGAGUACCUGUCGGCCGAGAUCCUGGAGCUGGCCGGCAACGCGGCCCGCGACAACAAGAAGACGCGCAUCAUCCCCAGGCACCUGCAGCUGGCCAUCCGCAACGACGAGGAGCUCAACAAGCUGCUGGGCGGCGUGACCAUCGCCCAGGGCGGCGUGCUGCCCAACAUCCAGGCCGUGCUGCUGCCCAAGAAGACCCAGAGCUCCAAGAAGUGAGGCGCUGCCCCCCGGGGGAGACGCAGGGGGCGGCGGGAGCCCGACGGCCCGGAGCUGUCCGCAGCUGUCUGGCCCUGCGCCCGGCGGGGAGGAGCGGGCCGGGUUCCCUUCCCGUGGGGCUGCCGGGGUGGGCCGCGGCUUGAGACGCCGCGUCUGGAGGGCUGGGCUGUGUUCUCCGGUGCGCCCCUGGGAAGGGCCCCCAGACCCGUCGCUAGGGGUUGCGGGCCGGGAUGUCUCCCUGUGCUCCCUUGGGGUGUAGAUGCCCUUUACCCUGUGGAUGAGGUCGUCCCAGCGCUGACCCGCGAAGCGCGCCUGAGGGGACCGGGCUAGGGGCGGACUAGACGGGAUGCGGAGGUGGCCCCUCCCUACACUUUUUUCUCCCCUUAACAAACCCCCUGCUUUUGGGGAGCUCCCUGUAUUUCCUAGGGUGGGUGGGAUCUGUAUUUAUUUAUUAACUUGGGUGGGCGGAGUCACUUUAAUUGGCGGGGGUUGGGGCGGGGAUGUGCUCUGACUUUGUCCUUUUGGUUCCCAAAAUAAACAGCUCUGGUGGCGUCACCGUUAGCCUCCCUUCCUCGGGC
Sarcophilus harrisii (Tasmanian devil) is the source of this 1338-nucleotide messenger RNA. RefSeq names its product histone H2A.J-like. The record is from RefSeq and is a predicted model, not a curated record. Gene Ontology annotation, cellular component: nucleosome. Lineage: Eukaryota; Metazoa; Chordata; Mammalia; Dasyuromorphia; Dasyuridae. Bases 77 to 760 code for a protein of 227 amino acids. The transcript has 2 exons. Gene Ontology annotation, molecular function: DNA binding; protein heterodimerization activity; structural constituent of chromatin.